Culicoides brevitarsis is the source of this 1438-nucleotide messenger RNA. RefSeq names its product alanine--glyoxylate aminotransferase 2-like. The transcript has 5 exons. Lineage: Eukaryota; Metazoa; Arthropoda; Insecta; Diptera; Ceratopogonidae. Gene Ontology annotation, molecular function: transaminase activity; pyridoxal phosphate binding. Bases 64 to 1437 code for a protein of 457 amino acids. The record is from RefSeq and is a predicted model, not a curated record.
AUUUCCGAUUUUUUUGGCGUGUCGCGUGCUAAAAGUAAAAAAAAAAUUUUUUAAAAAUUAAAAAUGUUACAAAAUCACGAUCGUCCUGCGCAUCCGUUCACCACGGUGAGUCGCACGAUGAAACUUCGAAAUAAAUAUUCCGGCAAAUCGUGUCAGUUGUUCUACAAGUCAAAUCCGUUGAAAAUUGUCGCGGGACGUGGUUGUAAGAUGUACAAUGAGCGCGGCGACGAGUAUUUGGAUUGUAUUAAUAACGUGGCGCACGUUGGGCAUUGUCAUCCGGAUGUCGUUGAAAAAGCUUACAAACAAAUGUCACUUAUUUCCACGAAUAAUCGCUUUUUGCACGACGAACUCAUCAAAUUUGCUUCUCGGGUCUCGCAUUUGCUUCCAGAGGACUUGACGGUGACAUUUUUCGUCAAUUCCGGAUCCGAAGCUAACGACUUGGCACUUCGUUUGGCGAAUUCUCACACAAAUUCCAAAGGAGUUGUUACCUUAAAUCACGCCUAUCAUGGUCAUUUAACGUCGCUGAUGGAAAUUUCGCCUUACAAAUUCACUCCGGAUAAAUUUCAAAACGAAAGUUAUGUUCAAGUGUUGGAUUGCCCGGAUACCUAUCGUGGUUGUUAUACAUUCCAUAAUUACUCGAAUCGAUUAGCAGCGAAGCUUUAUGCACGAAAAGCUGCGAAAGUUGUGAAAAAGUUGAAGGAAUCGGAAUAUGGGUUGAAUGCUUUUAUUGCGGAAACGUAUCAAAGCUGCGGAGGUCAAGUAAUUCCUCCGCGGAAGUAUUUUGAGUUGAUUCACAAGUUGGUGAAAGAUAACGGAGGUGUUACAAUUGCCGAUGAAGUUCAAUGUGGCUUUGGAAGAAUCGGAACUCACUUUACCGCCAUCGAGAAAAUGCGAGGCAAGCCAGAUAUCGUCACAUUAGCAAAAGCAAUCGGAAACGGGCAUCCAGUUGGUAUCGUUAUUACCACAGAUGCGAUCGCUACAAGUUUUUACAACACGGGUGUCUCUUAUUUCAACACGUACGGCGGAAAUCCCGUAUCUUGCGGCAUCCUUAACGCCGUUUUUGAUGUCUUUGAAAAGGAGCGUUUGCAACUGAAUGCCUUCCAAACAGGUCUUUAUAUCGUCAAACGAUUGCGCAAGAUGAAGCCUCACUAUAAUUUCAUCGGCGACAUCAGAGGAGAAGGAUUAUUUGUCGGAUGUGAGUUGAUUCAAGACAAAAAAACGCGAAAACCGGCAAAGGGAAUGGCAAUUUGGGUUGUUAAUUACAUGAAAAAUGUUCACAAGACGUUAAUUAGUGUUGAUGGGCCGUACGAGAAUGUGCUGAAGUUUAAGCCGCCAGUCGUUUUUAACGUCGAGGAUGCAAAGAGACUGCUAAAAGCGCUUGAAAUGACUUUUGAUGAGUUGAAACAUCCGAAUAGUGAAGAUGUCGUUUAUAUUUAAA